UGGUUACUUCGACACGCGCGCCCUCGGUAAACGUCCCCCCCAUUUGGCAUUGACCGGUAAAAACGUAGGCGUGAUGGAACAGUCGCAUUUGAUUGGUUGAAAGUUUUCGUUUCGAUGUUGCGUUCGCAAGUAUAAAUACAACAAAGGACAACAGAUACGUGCAACCAAAAUUCCUCGGACACAAACUAGUCGCGUACACCAGUUCGUACAUCAGUGCCACGCCAGCCGUAGCCACACCUUUGUUCAGUAAGACUCGAAAAGCACUUGCUUGUGCAGAAUGGUCGACAGCGUUUACCGUACGCGUUCUCUCGGCGUCGCUGCAGUCGGUCUUCCUGACCAGUACGCCGACGGUAAAGCAGCAAAAGUGUGGCAACUUUACAUUGGAGACACAAGGAGUAGGACGGAGGAAUACAAAAGUUGGGUGGUGUCUUUGCUGAAGCAGCACGGUUGUCAAAGGGUCCUGGAUGUAGCCUGCGGCACAGGAGUGGAUUCUAUUAUGUUGCUGGAGGAAGGUUUCAAGGUUGUUAGUGUGGAUGCCAGUGACAAGAUGCUGAAGUAUGCUCUCAAAGAGAGAUGGGAAAGGAGGAAGGAGCCAGCUUUUGACCAAUGGGUAAUUGAAGAGGCUAACUGGCUUACUCUACCAGACGAUAUUCAAAAGCAGGGAGACGGAUUUGAUGCAGUUAUCUGUCUAGGAAACUCAUUCGCUCAUUUACCAGACUUUAAAGGAGACCAGAGUGAUCAGAAGCUGGCUCUCCAGAACAUUGCCAGCAUGGUGAAGCCUGGCGGAAUCAUGAUUAUUGAUCACCGUAACUAUGACUACAUGCUGGAGACUGGCCUUGCUCCCCAAGGGAAGAACAUUUAUUAUCAGAGUGACUUGAAACAAGACAUCUCCACAUCAGUGCUUUGGGUCAACAAUAAGCCCCAUAUGGUCACGCUUGACUACUCCCUGGAGAUCCCUCAGGGUGUACAAACCCCACCCGAGACAAGUAAAUUCCGCUUGUCGUAUUAUCCUCACCGGCUGCAGAGCUUCAAGGAGCUUCUGAAGGGAGCAUUCUUUGGAAAAUGUGAGCAGCACGUUUUUGGAGAUUUUAAGCAUUAUACAUCUGGGCAGGAAGACGUUCCUCGUUACUUUAUCCAUGUCAUUAAAAAGACUGCUUAAAGUAAUAUUUACAAUCCAAAUAACACUUUUUUCUUUGCUUUGCUUUGUCUUAUUUCUCUGGUACUUUGCUCUUUCAUUUGCUGCUUCCAUACUGCAGCUUCUGCUUCCAAAGCCUUGCAGCAAAAUCAAGCCAUAGCAGAAGAUGCAGCAAAUUCCUGCUGCUCAAAAUUUUAUAGAACAAUUUUCUGAACCUAUUCAGUGUCAGGACUUUAUUUGCCAAGUGUUCAUCAGAGAAGUCAUGUUCCUAUGUUGAUUUGUUCCUCUAAAUAUUACUCUUCGUUAAGGACUCUCAAAUUUUCACCAAAAAGAGUGAUGUUUUAUUUUGUCACUUGGUGGCAAUUAUUAAAAGAUAUAGCAGGAAACAUACAUAACUGUACAUGGAAUAUAAAGCUUUAAUUGAUUUGUACUGUUUUGCGAUUCACUAUUACAGUCUUUAGUCUUGCUUGGAAUCAAGCAAAUCAGUUUGGUGCUCUGUGUGCUCAAGCACAGGCUGAAUCAGGUGUGUUUGGGCAAGGACUUCACCAAACUAUGCUGAGCCUAUUUAGCGUGCACAAAUGUGCUCUGCUGUCUUUUAAUCCACAACCACAUGCCUUAAGUUGAAAUGGUUAGAAGGGAUAAAGCUGGUUAAACGUUCCCUACUUAGUGUGACCAUUGAUUUGUGAAUUUAACUAGCUCGCAUUUAUUUUUGUCCAGCUUCUGCUUUAUUGGUAUAAGUUGAAACCAUAAAAAAAUCCUUCGCACUGCCGGAACGUCUCUGUCUGCAUCAACAGUGCAUAUGAAUGCACAGUAAUAAUAAUACAAGUAAACAAUAAUACAAUACAAUCUUUUGUCUUACGAGAACUGAAAGCACACCACUAAGAGUCUCCAUCUAUUGGACAGACCGUAGAUGGAGAAAUGUAUGAAAGGGCAUAAUGCAAAAAUUCAUUUUAUUGUAUUUGUGAGAGAUUGAUGAGGGGCUAGAGGGAGGGUAAGGGGAUACUGGGAUAAAUUCAGCCUUUGAUGUACCUGUCAAAGAUAAUAAUACUAAUUUACUGUCCGGCUUUGGCGAGCAUUUAUGGAUUGUAGUGGGUAGACUAGGGGCGUUUCAGUAAAAGUAAUGAACAGCGCUUUUGACAAAUGAUGAUCUUAAAGACUACUUAAAGUCUGCUUUCUGUAAAAAAAAUAAAUAAAUUGUGAUUUUUUUUGUGACAAAAUUUGAGUAUUGUAUCCAGAUUACUUGUAAAGAAUAGAUUUUGUUGAAAGUCUUAUUUUACAAAGCAUUACAGUAAAUAAAAAUUGCUGUGUUGA
Messenger RNA from Electrophorus electricus (electric eel), 2446 nucleotides. It is a transcript of the gene gnmt, whose product is annotated as glycine N-methyltransferase. Gene Ontology annotation, cellular component: cytosol. Gene Ontology annotation, biological process: S-adenosylmethionine metabolic process; one-carbon metabolic process; protein homotetramerization. The record is from RefSeq and is a predicted model, not a curated record. Gene Ontology annotation, molecular function: S-adenosyl-L-methionine binding; identical protein binding; glycine N-methyltransferase activity. Lineage: Eukaryota; Metazoa; Chordata; Actinopteri; Gymnotiformes; Gymnotidae.